Messenger RNA from Cetraspora pellucida, 456 nucleotides. Lineage: Eukaryota; Fungi; Glomeromycota; Glomeromycetes; Diversisporales; Gigasporaceae. The record is from the annotation of a GenBank genome assembly.
GAGAUAUAUUUCUUGUGAUGAUUUAAUAGUUUCUAGUUAUCAUCCUGACGAGCCAAAAUGGGCAUUCAUUAGAUAUAUAUAUGGCAUACUUUCAAAAGACCCAAAAGCACCUUACUAUGAAAAUAUACGAUUUAGCUAUAUAUUAUCAGAAAAAAUCUUUAGUGUAAAAGCAUUUUUAUCUGAACGAAGUACAGCAAUUAUUUUGAGAAUUUGUGUCUCACUUCAGAACAUAUACAGAAUCGAAUUGGCUAAUUUUUUGGAAAUGGUACUCUUUAAUUCUGGUAGCUCAUAUGAAGAUGUCUCUAAAAUUAUUCGUAGAUAUACAGAUGAUGUAAAAAAUGCAUCAAUGGUUAUUAACAGCUACUUACGCAAAGGCGAAUUUAUUGUAUUUGAUCUAGAUAGGCCUGAGGAUAAUCUACUUGCAAUUCAGCUAAGGUUUGAUACUCCACUAGAUUU